AUGGAAAAGGAUUUGGAUAAAGUAGUAGAUGAAAUUAUGGCAACGCCUAAUGUAAGUGGAUGUUUAGUCGCAGACCAUCAGGGGCUUUGUUUAGCAGCAAAAGGAACGGCACAUGUAGACUCGGCUGGAAUAAUAGUGGCAAUUUCAGAGCAAGCUUGUAAAAUACAGCCAAACUUAAAGCCACCUACCGUAUGUUUAGAGGCUGAUAAAAAGCUUUGUUUAAUACAAAGACACGGCACAAUAACUGGAGCUAUUUACAAACAAAAAACAGAGAUGAAGUUUUAA
This is a messenger RNA of Parnassius mnemosyne (clouded apollo), 285 nucleotides long. The record is from the annotation of a GenBank genome assembly. NCBI's taxonomy places the organism in Eukaryota, Metazoa, Arthropoda, Insecta, Lepidoptera, Papilionidae.